Molecule: messenger RNA, 1821 nt
Organism: Lycium ferocissimum
Lineage: Eukaryota; Viridiplantae; Streptophyta; Magnoliopsida; Solanales; Solanaceae
Exons: 5
Coding region: 1-1821 (606 amino acids)
Molecular function (GO): nucleic acid binding
Source: RefSeq, a predicted model, not a curated record
AUGGCUAUUAAUGAAGAAAUAGGGCAAACAACUUCUGAAAACACUCAUUCUCAAUAUGAUGAAACAUUUGGGGUUGGAAUCAAAGUUGAAGCAAAUCAUCCACUGUAUCUUGCACCUUGUGAUGUAAGUGGUAUCUCUUUGAUUUCUUUCCAAUUAACUGGUACUGCCAAUUAUUCGUUAUGGCUUUGUUCUAUGCGGAUUGCACUAUUAGGUCAUAAUAAGUUAGUGCAAGGUACUUCGUCUGUUCCAGUCUAUUACUCUAGGCUAAAAGAUCUAUGGAAUGAAGCUGAAACCUUAGUGCCAAUUCCUGGGUGUAAUUGUGAAAAGUCAAGAGAUUUCGUGGCUCAUGUUCAGAGACAAAAGUUAUACCAAUUCUUGAUGGGGCUUAAUGAGUCAUAUACUGAAGCAAGGAGCCAAAUCUUGCUUAUGGUUCCUUUACCCUCAGUUAAUCAAGCUUAUUCUACGCUAGCAAGUGAUGAAAAUCAGAAGAGUAUGGUUGCUACUAGUGUUCUUAGUGCACCUCCUAUAGCUCAAUCAAGAAAUGAUGACUCUACUGCAUUAUACAGUGCUAGGCCAUCAUCUGGAAAUGGUCAAAGAUUCAAGAAAACCUAUGAUCUGUAUUUUGAGUUUUGUAAAAUAAAAGGGCAUACAAAAGAAACCUGCUACAAGAUAGUUGGGUAUCCAAAUUACAAGUUUAAGAAGAAAGGACCUGGUGGUCAAUCUUAUUCAACUGCUUACAAUGUGUUGGCUGAUACUCAAAGCUUGCCUCAGAGUCAGGACACAAGCUUCAAUUCAAAUGAACAAAGAAAUGUUCAAACUACUGCUGCUCAAAGUUCAGGCACUCAAGGAGGGUCAAUGCAGAUGCAGAUGCCUAGCCUGUUCACUAAGGAACAAUAUGAACAGAUUCUUAAUAUGCUAAAUACUACUAGUACACCUCUAGCUAACACUGCAGCUCCUACUAAACAAAGAAAAGUUUUCUUAUCCACUGGAGAUAUUGCUUAUGUUACACAUGUUGGUUCUAGUAUUUUGUCUAAAGGACAUCAAAUAGACAAUGUGCUGUAUAUACCCAAGUUCAAAUUUAAUCUGAUGUCAGUUGCUCAGGAUCUCUUUAGUGGGAAGGUGAAAGUGAUUGGUAGAGAAAAGGGUGGUUUGUAUCUGUUGCCUUCAGUAGCUGCAAAUGCAAUAAAGGAUGAAAGCUGUUCACUAACGUCUAAAGAAGUCAUGAAACCUGUUAAUAUGAAUAAAGCUGAUCUAAACUUAUGGCAUAGGAGAUUGGGACAUCCCUUUUCAAAAAUUCUAAAAAAUCUAUUCUCAGCUAGUAUUGAUAGUUGUACUGAUGUGAUCAAAAAUUGUUUUGUUUGUCCUUGUGCUAAAAAAGUGAGGUUACCAUUUCCUAGUGGCAGUAGCAGAAGUUCUAAUAGCUUUGAGUUGUUACAUUUUGAUCAAAAUGGUGCGGCUGAGAGGAAGCACAAGCAUGUUCUUAAAGUCUGUAGGGCUAUAAGAUUUCAAGGUUAUAUUCCAUUGAGAUACUGGGGUCACUGUGUAUUGGCUGCAACAUAUUUAAUCAACAGAAUGCCAUCUACUACUCUUAAUAACAAAUCACCAUAUGAAAUGAUUCAUGGUUCCAUCCUUUCACUGGAUCAUAUUAGAGUUUUAGGUUGCCUAUGUUUUGCCAAAGCUGUAAGUGAAUCUGAUAAACUUAAAUCAAGAUCAAUCACAGCUGUACACAUGGGAUAUUCUAACAGUCAAAAAGGAUAUAUACUUUAUGAUUUGGCUAAUAAGCUGUUUUUUGUCAACAAAGAUGUUGAUUUCAGAGAAUAA